Molecule: messenger RNA, 1447 nt
Organism: Phytophthora sojae
Lineage: Eukaryota; Oomycota; Peronosporomycetes; Peronosporales; Peronosporaceae
Exons: 3
Coding region: 1-1398 (465 amino acids)
Cellular component (GO): cytoplasm; extracellular region
Molecular function (GO): sphingomyelin phosphodiesterase activity
Source: RefSeq, a predicted model, not a curated record
AUGGCGAAGGUGCAGGAGCGUCUCGCCGUGCUCAGCAUGAACAUCUUCUGUCGCCCCGAGGGCAUCCACAGCGGCCAGUGGUUCCAGUCUGGCGACUACAAAGACCUGCGAGUGGCGCUGCUGCUCCGGAAGAUCGCCAAGUUCGACGUGGUGAUCCUCCAGGAGAUGUUCGAGGCCGGACCAAGGCAGAAGCGGUUCGUGCGAGAGGCCUACGCCAUGGGCUUCCGGUACCAUUGCGGCUCCGUGUGGCCGCGACUGCUGGACUCCCGCCUCAUCGACGGCGGCCUGCUGAUCCUCAGCCGCUUCCCGAUCGUCGAACGCGACCAACUCGCGUACUCGCAGGGCUCCGGCAGCGACGGAAUCUGCGCUAAGGGUGUGCUCUACGCCCGCAUCCAGCUAUCGCCGGACCUGUCGGACUCGCUGCAUGUGUUCACCACGCACACCCAAGCGGGUGACAACCGCAAGGAGUACACCAUCCGUCUCGCGCAGCUCCAGGAGAUGCACCGCUUCAUCGUCAGAACGAUCCGAGACGACCCGGGCGUCCCCGUCCUCAUCACGGGCGACUUCAACCUGGAUGCACGACACAACCUCGUCCAUGACGCGCAGUUUGGCAUGGCGAUAUCGACGCGGUGUAAAGAGAGUAACGUGUACCAGCAACUUGUGGCGGACUUCGAGCGUGUGGUGCGCGAGGCGAGAUUGAACGUCGCACGUGAAGCAGGGAAGACCGUUGAUGCCGACCACACGGGAGAACCCUUGCUUAUCGACCUCAUGAAGCGUUGUGACGCCACUAAACUGGGCGAUGAGCUCCACCCGAUCACCAACGGCGAUGGCCACUCCUCGCUUGUGCACAAGACGGACCCGCUUUCGCCCGAGAAGGACGGCAAGUGCAUCGACUACAUGUUCUUCUUCCCGGGCGUCAACGACCAGGCACCUGCCGCAGCAGUCUCACCUCCUAGCACAAGUACUAGUACCGACAUCUCGCCACGCUUCCGCCUCACUAUCGUGGAUAAGGAGACGACGGUGGAUCAUUGCAAGGUGGACGGGCUCACUGAGGACAGCGAGGCCGAAGACUUCAGCGACGAGAGCGACCAUGUCCAGCGCCGCCUUCGUCGCCGCCAGCCUCAGUUGCCGAUCACACACUUGUCUGAUCACUACGGAUUGCGAGCUCAGUUUCUGCUGGAGACCACGAGCGUAGAGCGUCCGGAUGGCAGUCCGGUAGGAAGACACGAGUCUCUGGCGUCGGUGCUGCAGCUUUACUUCCCGCAGCACGCCUUCGCGCAGCAGCCUCGAAGGCUUUGGAAGUGGAAACUUGCGUUCGCGCUGCUCACGAUUGUUACUGCUGCUGGCGGCGUCACGCUCGUCCUGGUCCGCACACUACUGAGCGUUGUGUUGAAGUAAGCGUUAAUAUAGUCAUAGAGCGAAGAUACGUAGCUAAUGCCAUUGCACC